Molecule: messenger RNA, 621 nt
Organism: Engraulis encrasicolus (European anchovy)
Lineage: Eukaryota; Metazoa; Chordata; Actinopteri; Clupeiformes; Engraulidae
Product: calsyntenin-2-like
Exons: 4
Coding region: 1-621 (206 amino acids)
Biological process (GO): positive regulation of synapse assembly; positive regulation of synaptic transmission
Cellular component (GO): cell surface; postsynaptic membrane
Molecular function (GO): X11-like protein binding; amyloid-beta binding; kinesin binding
Source: RefSeq, a predicted model, not a curated record
AUGGCUCUCUACAUGGAGCUGUUGCGGGCGGUGCGCUACGCUAACCUGCGUCCUGAGAUCUCAGUGCGGCACUUCCGCCUCACCUGCUCCCAGCUCAGCGGCCGAUACACCUCAAACACACUCCUGCUGGAGGUCAACAUCCUGCACAGCUCACGGGCUGCUGAACAUGUCAAUCACAUGAAGGCCCCGCCCACAUUUACAAAGGAGGUCCAUCACCCCCUCAUGCUGCAAGCUGCCGAAAGUCCAGAUGUUUCGAGCGUGGCGGGGAGCGUCCUGCUGGUGUGUGUGUGUGUUCUGGUGCUGGUUGUGAUGGGUGGAGCCUACUGGAUCCAUGCGACACUGCAAGAGGCGAACACACACUCCGACACACACACACAUGCAGGAGAUCUCUGGCACAACCCUGCUGUCACCAUCACAGUCAACCCUAUGGAGAGUUUUGAGGAAGCCCUGGCAGCAGUAGGCCAACUGAGUGAAGAUGAGGAGGAAGAGGAAGAGGAUGACAUCACCAGCGCUGACUCUGACAGCCAGGAAGAGGAGGAAGAUGAGGAGGAGCUACCCAGCAUGCACCAGGAGAGCAGGAGGAGGGCCCAACAGGACUGGGACAAUAUGGCACCUUUCUGA